Messenger RNA from Pan troglodytes (chimpanzee), 8027 nucleotides. RefSeq names its product dedicator of cytokinesis 8 (gene DOCK8). The record is from RefSeq and is a predicted model, not a curated record. NCBI's taxonomy places the organism in Eukaryota, Metazoa, Chordata, Mammalia, Primates, Hominidae. Gene Ontology annotation, biological process: small GTPase-mediated signal transduction; positive regulation of GTPase activity; positive regulation of establishment of T cell polarity. The transcript has 48 exons. The coding region runs from base 638 to 6733 and encodes 2031 amino acids. Gene Ontology annotation, molecular function: guanyl-nucleotide exchange factor activity. Gene Ontology annotation, cellular component: cell leading edge.
GGCCAGCAGUCACAUGCCAGCAGGUGUGAGUAGACAGUGGGGAACAAUUUCCUCUCAUGUGUAUGGCUCCCUAAAGUGUUGGCUGAGCAUUGUCCACAUGGGUGAUGCCAAGGAUCACUCCACUAGGAGCAGUUGGGAAAAAAUACAAUCAUUGGGAAUUCCUGUAGCAUCGAAGGUGCCUACAGGGAGGGAGAAGUAUUCGUAUAACAGUUCUCUGGUGUUCUCUGUUGUAGCAGCCAGUCAGCCAGAAGGGUUCAGCUGCUUGAAAUGAGAAUGGCUGGAUCAAAAUGGCAGCUCAGGAUUUAAAGGAUUCUAGUCAGAUACCAGACAUCCUCACAUAGAGAAAACUCUGAAUGGCUGGGGGAGAAGGAGUCAAAUGCCCUGGAUCUUUUUCUUGGGCCUCAAAGUCCUCCUUCUGUCAUCAUCCUUCCAGUAUUGGGCAGGACCCUGACUGCAGGCAUCAUGGCCUCUGUGAACUUCUCAAGGGUAUUCUUCAGCGGAAAUAAGGAAACAGUUUACUCUCCCACCAAACCUUGGCCAGUACCAUCGACAGAGCAUAAGUACCUCUGGCUUCCCCUCUCUUCAACUACCUCAGUUUUAUGACCCUGUGGAGCCAGUGGACUUUGAAGGACUUCUGAUGACACACCUGAACAGCCUGGAUGUGCAGCUUGCCCAGGAGCUCGGGGACUUCACUGAUGAUGACUUGGACGUGGUGUUCACGCCAAAGGAAUGUAGGACUCUGCAGCCCUCUUUGCCGGAGGAAGGGGUUGAACUGGACCCUCAUGUCAGGGACUGUGUUCAGACCUACAUCCGUGAGUGGCUAAUCGUGAACCGGAAAAACCAAGGAAGUCCAGAAAUCUGUGGCUUUAAAAAGACUGGAUCUCGAAAAGAUUUUCACAAGACGCUUCCGAAACAGACGUUUGAGUCGGAAACCUUGGAGUGCAGUGAACCCGCUGCUCAGGCAGGCCCCCGCCACUUAAACGUGCUGUGCGACGUGUCUGGGAAAGGCCCCGUCACUGCCUGUGAGUUUGACCUCCGCAGCCUGCAGCCUGACAAGCGGCUAGAAAACCUCCUGCAGCAAGUGAGCGCCGAGGACUUUGAGAAGCAGAACGAGGAGGCCCGGAGGACCAACAGGCAGGCCGAGCUCUUUGCCCUUUACCCAUCAGUGGACGAGGAGGAUGCUGUGGAAAUACGUCCAGUACCAGAAUGUCCCAAGGAACACCUGGGCAACAGAAUAUUGGUCAAGUUGCUGACCUUGAAGUUCGAGGUUGAAAUUGAGCCCCUGUUUGCCAGCAUUGCCCUCUACGAUGUUAAAGAAAGGAAAAAGAUCUCAGAAAAUUUUCACUGUGACCUGAACUCUGACCAGUUCAAAGGAUUUCUGCGAGCUCACACGCCUUCAGUGGCCGCGUCAAGUCAGGCGAGAUCUGCAGUCUUCUCAGUCACCUUCCCGUCCUCAGACAUCUACCUGGUAGUCAAGAUUGAAAAAGUCCUGCAGCAGGGAGAGAUUGGAGACUGUGCAGAGCCCUACACGGUUAUCAAAGAAAGUGAUGGUGGAAAGAGUAAAGAAAAGAUUGAAAAACUAAAACUCCAAGCUGAAUCCUUCUGCCAGCGUUUGGGGAAAUACCGGAUGCCCUUUGCCUGGGCACCCAUAAGCUUAUCAAGCUUCUUCAAUGUCUCCACCCUUGAGAGGGAGGUAACUGAUGUGGACUCUGUGGUUGGGAGAAGCUCAGUGGGUGAACGGAGGACACUGGCCCAAUCUAGAAGGCUUUCUGAAAGAGCCCUCUCCUUGGAGGAAAAUGGGGUUGGAUCCAACUUCAAAACCUCCACUCUGAGCGUUAGCAGCUUUUUCAAGCAGGAAGGAGAUCGCCUUAGUGAUGAAGACUUAUUCAAGUUUUUAGCUGACUACAAAAGAUCAUCAUCCUUACAGAGACGAGUCAAGUCAAUUCCAGGCUUGCUCAGACUGGAGAUUUCUACAGCUCCAGAGAUCAUCAAUUGCUGUCUGACUCCUGAAAUGCUGCCCGUGAAACCCUUUCCUGAAAACCGGACACGCCCGCACAAAGAGAUUUUGGAAUUUCCAACACGAGAAGUAUAUGUCCCUCACACUGUGUACAGAAACCUUCUCUAUGUCUACCCACAGAGGCUGAACUUUGUAAACAAACUAGCAUCAGCCCGGAACAUUACCAUAAAGAUCCAGUUUAUGUGUGGAGAAGAUGCUAGCAAUGCGAUGCCGGUCAUCUUUGGAAAGUCCAGCGGGCCUGAAUUUCUGCAGGAAGUGUACACAGCUGUUACAUACCAUAAUAAGUCUCCUGACUUUUAUGAAGAAGUGAAAAUUAAGCUCCCCGCAAAGCUCACAGUAAAUCACCACCUCCUGUUCACCUUCUACCAUAUCAGCUGUCAGCAGAAGCAAGGAGCCUCCGUGGAAACUCUCCUGGGAUAUUCAUGGCUGCCAAUUCUCUUAAAUGAACGUCUUCAAACUGGAUCCUACUGUCUCCCAGUUGCCUUGGAAAAAUUGCCACCCAACUACUCCAUGCAUUCCGCUGAGAAAGUCCCAUUACAGAAUCCUCCCAUUAAGUGGGCUGAAGGACAUAAGGGAGUAUUUAAUAUUGAAGUGCAAGCUGUUUCUUCUGUGCACACCCAGGACAACCACCUGGAGAAGUUCUUCACCCUCUGCCACUCCCUGGAGAGCCAGGUGACCUUCCCCAUCCGCGUGCUGGAUCAGAAAAUCAGCGAGAUGGGGCUGGAGCAUGAGCUGAAGCUCAGCAUCAUCUGCCUGAACUCCUCCCGCCUGGAGCCGCUCGUGCUCUUCCUGCACCUGGUGCUGGACAAGCUCUUCCAGCUGUCCGUGCAGCCCAUGGUUAUCGCUGGCCAGACAGCCAACUUCUCCCAGUUUGCCUUUGAGUCCGUGGUGGCCAUCGCCAACAGUCUGCACAACAGCAAGGACCUGAGCAAGGACCAGCAUGGGAGGAACUGCCUGCUGGCUUCCUACGUGCACUACGUCUUCCGCCUGCCAGAGGUGCAAAGGGAUGUGCCCAAGUCAGGCGCUCCCACUGCCCUCCCAGACCCUCGGAGCUACCACACGUAUGGCCGCACAUCAGCUGCUGCUGUGAGUUCAAAGCUGCUGCAGGCCCGGGUGAUAAGCAGCAGUAACCCAGACCUCGCGGGGACACACUCCGCAGCAGACGAGGAAGUGAAGAACAUCAUGUCUUCAAAGAUCGCCGAUCGCAACUGCAGCCGAAUGUCUUACUAUUGCUCUGGCAAUAAUGAUGCUCCAAGUUCAACUGCAGCCCCAAGGCCAGCCAGCAAAAAGCAUUUCCAUGAGGAGCUUGCCCUUCAGAUGGUGGUCAGCACUGGAAUGGUGAGAGAAACAGUCUUCAAGUAUGCCUGGUUCUUCUUUGAGCUUCUGGUGAAAAGCAUGGCCCAGCAUGUACAUAACAUGGACAAACGGGACAGUUUUCGGAGGACUCGUUUUUCUGACCGUUUCAUGGAUGACAUAACUACUAUUGUUAAUGUGGUCACCUCGGAAAUUGCAGCUCUUUUAGUAAAACCACAGAAGGAAAAUGAACAGGCAGAAAAGAUGAACAUCAGCCUGGCUUUCUUCUUGUAUGACCUUCUCUCCCUCAUGGAUCGGGGCUUUGUGUUUAACCUCAUCAAACAUUAUUGCAACCAGCUGUCAGCCAAGCUCAGUAACCUUCCAACGCUCGUUUCCAUGAGGCUAGAGUUCCUGAGAAUCCUCUGUAGCCAUGAACACUACCUCAAUCUCAACCUUUUUUUUAUGAAUGCUGAUGCUGCUCCAGCAUCUCCUUGUCCUUCCAUAUCUUCCCAGAACUCAAGCUCCUGCUCCAGUUUCCAGGACCAGAAGAUCGCCAGCAUGUUCGAUCUGACUUCCGAGUACCGCCAGCAGCACUUCCUCACCGGGCUCCUCUUCACAGAACUGGCUGCUGCCCUGGAUGCCGAAGGGGAAGGAAUCAGCAAAGUACAAAGGAAAGCUGUCAGUGCCGUUCACAGCCUGCUAAGUUCUCACGACCUGGACCCACGCUGUGUCAAACCAGAGGUGAAGGUCAAAAUCGCCGCCCUUUACCUACCUUUAGUCGGCAUCAUUUUGGAUGCUUUGCCACAGCUCUGUGACUUUACAGUUGCAGAUACUCGCAGAUACCGCACCAGUGGCUCGGAUGAAGAACAAGAAGGAGCCGGUGCCAUUAACCAGAAUGUGGCUCUGGCCAUAGCAGGGAAUAAUUUCAAUUUGAAAACAAGUGGAAUAGUGCUGUCUUCCUUGCCCUAUAAGCAGUACAACAUGCUGAACGCGGACACUACUCGCAACCUCAUGAUCUGCUUCCUCUGGAUCAUGAAAAAUGCUGAUCAGAGCCUCAUUAGGAAGUGGAUUGCUGACCUGCCAUCAACGCAGCUCAACAGGAUUUUAGAUCUACUUUUCAUCUGUGUGUUAUGUUUUGAGUAUAAGGGAAAACAGAGUUCUGACAAAGUCAGUACCCAAGUCCUGCAGAAGUCAAGGGAUGUCAAGGCCCGGCUGGAAGAGGCUUUGCUCCGUGGGGAAGGGGCCAGAGGGGAGAUGAUGCGCCGCCGGGCUCCAGGGAACGACCGAUUUCCAGGCCUAAAUGAAAAUUUGAGAUGGAAGAAAGAGCAGACACAUUGGCGGCAAGCUAAUGAGAAGCUAGAUAAAACAAAGGCAGAGUUAGAUCAAGAAGCCUUGAUCAGUGGCAAUCUGGCUACAGAAGCACAUUUAAUCAUCCUGGAUAUGCAGGAAAACAUUAUCCAGGCGAGCUCGGCUCUGGACUGUAAAGACAGCCUGCUGGGAGGUGUUCUGAGGGUGCUGGUGAAUUCUCUGAACUGUGAUCAGAGUACCACCUACCUGACUCACUGCUUUGCAACACUCCGUGCUCUCAUCGCCAAGUUUGGAGACUUACUCUUCGAAGAGGAGGUGGAACAGUGUUUCGACCUGUGUCACCAAGUCCUGCACCACUGCAGCAGCAGCAUGGACGUCACCCGGAGCCAAGCCUGUGCCACCCUUUACCUCCUCAUGAGGUUCAGUUUUGGAGCCACCAGUAAUUUUGCAAGAGUAAAGAUGCAAGUAACCAUGUCCCUGGCAUCUUUGGUGGGAAGAGCACCAGACUUUAAUGAAGAGCACCUGAGAAGAUCCUUGAGGACAAUUUUGGCCUAUUCAGAAGAGGACACAGCCAUGCAGAUGACUCCUUUUCCCACCCAGGUGGAGGAACUUCUCUGUAAUCUGAAUAGCAUCUUAUAUGACACAGUGAAAAUGAGGGAAUUUCAGGAAGAUCCUGAGAUGCUUAUGGAUCUCAUGUACAGAAUUGCCAAGAGUUACCAGGCAUCUCCUGAUCUGCGGCUGACCUGGCUCCAGAACAUGGCAGAGAAACACACCAAGAAGAAGUGCUACACGGAGGCUGCCAUGUGCCUGGUGCACGCUGCUGCGUUAGUGGCUGAGUAUCUGAGCAUGCUGGAGGACCACAGCUACCUGCCCGUGGGCAGUGUCAGCUUCCAGAAUAUUUCUUCCAAUGUGCUGGAGGAGUCUGUGGUCUCUGAUGACACCCUGUCACCUGACGAGGAUGGGGUGUGUGCAGGCCAGUACUUCACCGAGAGUGGCCUCGUGGGCCUCCUGGAGCAGGCUGCGGAGCUCUUCAGCACGGGAGGCUUAUAUGAGACAGUUAAUGAGGUCUACAAGCUGGUCAUCCCCAUCCUAGAAGCGCAUCGAGAAUUCCGGAAGCUGACACUCACUCACAGCAAGCUGCAGAGGGCCUUCGACAGCAUCGUUAACAAGGAUCAUAAGAGAAUGUUUGGAACCUACUUCCGAGUUGGUUUCUUUGGAUCCAAAUUUGGGGAUUUGGAUGAACAGGAAUUUGUCUACAAAGAGCCUGCAAUUACCAAGCUUCCUGAGAUCUCACAUAGACUAGAGGCAUUUUAUGGUCAAUGUUUUGGUGCAGAAUUUGUGGAAGUGAUUAAAGACUCCACUCCUGUGGACAAAACCAAGUUGGAUCCUAACAAGGCCUACAUACAGAUCACUUUUGUGGAGCCCUACUUUGAUGAGUAUGAGAUGAAAGACAGGGUCACAUACUUUGAGAAGAAUUUCAACCUCCGGAGGUUCAUGUACACCACCCCGUUCACCCUGGAGGGGCGGCCUCGGGGAGAGCUGCAUGAGCAGUACAGAAGGAACACAGUCCUGACCACUAUGCACGCCUUCCCCUACAUCAAGACCAGGAUCAGCGUCAUCCAGAAGGAGGAGUUUGUUUUGACGCCGAUUGAAGUUGCCAUUGAAGACAUGAAGAAGAAGACCCUGCAGUUAGCGGUUGCCAUUAACCAGGAGCCGCCUGAUCCAAAGAUGCUUCAGAUGGUGCUGCAAGGCUCUGUGGGAGCCACUGUAAAUCAGGGACCGCUGGAAGUAGCCCAAGUGUUUUUGGCUGAAAUUCCUGCUGAUCCAAAACUCUAUCGACAUCACAACAAGUUGAGGUUAUGCUUUAAGGAAUUCAUCAUGAGAUGUGGUGAAGCUGUAGAGAAAAACAAGCGUCUCAUCACGGCAGACCAGAGGGAAUAUCAGCAGGAACUCAAAAAGAACUAUAACAAGCUAAAAGAGAACCUCAGGCCAAUGAUCGAGCGGAAAAUUCCAGAACUGUACAAGCCAAUAUUCAGAGUUGAGAGUCAAAAGAGGGACUCCUUCCACAGAUCUAGUUUCAGGAAAUGUGAAACCCAGUUGUCACAGGGCAGCUAAGAAAAGCCAUCUUCAUUCGUGGAGACUGUGGCCCUGCAACCCUGGAGAAGGACUUGCUGGUACUUAAAAAAUGGGACAUUUGCCACCCAGGACUGACUGUGCACUCCCCGACCAGCCGACAUUUGCCACCCAGGACUGACUGUGCACUCCCCGACCAGCCGACAUUUGCCACCCAGGACUGACUGUGCACUCCCCGACCAGCCGACGUUUGCCACGCAGGACUGACUGUGCACUCCCCGACCAGCCGACAUUUGCCACCCAGGACUGACUGUGCACUCCCCGACCAGCCGACAUUUGCCACGCAGGACUGACUGUGCACUCCCCGACCAGCCGACAUUUGCCACGCAGGACUGACUGUGCACUCCCCGACCCGCCAGCACUCGGGAAGCUUUGGGAUCCCAGGAACCAUGGAGUUAUUCCCAAAUGGACUCUGACCAGAUUUUUGCCACACUGGGGGGUGGCGGGAUGGAGGAUGGGUACUCAGGCAUGACUGCGUAUUUAUUAAAGUGUGUUUUUCCACAACGUACCAAACAAGGCAUAAGCAGCUUCUCCUGCUGACUGGCCAAUCACUGCCCAUCUGAGAGAUGAUUUCCUCUGGCCCAUAUUUGAAUUUAUUGGAGUAACUCAAAUUGCCUGAGGAAAAAUGGAAAAAUUAUCCACCAGUCGAUUCAAACUGAAUUUCACUCUUUAUAGGAAGGCAGGGCAAACUUGUAGGAGUACGAAACAUUUUCAAUAAAUCUACAAAGGGAAGCCUUACUACAAUUCCAAAAAUCAUCAUGGUUGGAAAUUUGGGAGGAGAUUAUUUGUGAACUUGUUACCCUUUUGGUAAUGGUGGACUAAUUGCUGUAUAGUUAUUUUUGUUUUAUUAUUACUGUUACAUUAAUUUAACAUGCAUUUAUAGAAGAAUACAUUCAAAGCACUGAUGUAGGAGAUACACGGUACGUGGAGCAGUCAGCCAGAAAUCACAGAUACUGCUUUCACUUAAAUGGAAACAAUUCUCCGAUAAUGCUUUGCUUUUUUUCUUAUGUCACUCUUGUGUACUAUCUAUUUUUCUCCUCUCUGGGACCAAGUUUCUUUUUAUAAAGCAAUAAUAUAUCUGUUUUCAUUUCAGAACAUUGUGCUGUCUGUCAGCAUAUGUAUAUCAGCUACAAAAUAUAUUCAACUUUGACUUCUUUUGACAAAGGACUUUAGGAAAAAGAGGAACAAAGACAUUAUCUGAGAAUUAAAUUAUAUAUUUUUAAUAUGACUGUGACCUUGACUGAUAAUAAAGAUGUAAUAAGAAUUGCAAGCUAAA